Molecule: messenger RNA, 3356 nt
Organism: Larimichthys crocea (large yellow croaker)
Lineage: Eukaryota; Metazoa; Chordata; Actinopteri; Sciaenidae
Gene: nr1d2a
Product: nuclear receptor subfamily 1, group D, member 2a
Exons: 8
Coding region: 344-2176 (610 amino acids)
Biological process (GO): negative regulation of transcription by RNA polymerase II; cell differentiation; positive regulation of transcription by RNA polymerase II
Molecular function (GO): nuclear receptor activity; zinc ion binding; RNA polymerase II cis-regulatory region sequence-specific DNA binding
Source: RefSeq, a predicted model, not a curated record
GAGGCCGAGCUGGAGGGGCGGUGCCGAAAAUGGGUCACAUGGGCGAGCCCACUAUAGAGAACAUUUAGUUCUUGACGAUCCCGCAGUCACACACAACAAGGAGUUCCUCCGGUGCGCACGUACGUCCAUCGCUCUCUCUCUUAUCUCAGAGACUCUUUAUUUUUAUUAUUAUUAUUAUCAUUUGGACCGGACCUGCAGGUUGAUCCACCCUCUCUGAUAUGAUCCUCGGUACCGCGGUUCAACUCAUCCAACACCACCGUGAAGAAGUUUAACCACCGCAGCUGUUUGUGUGUUUGUGACAGUUGAGUUCAGUUAAAAAGCCUGAGGGAGAUUUUUUCCGGAGAUGCCUGAGGACAUCGGGACAGCCAAGCCUGGAGGUGUCAUCGCCUACAUCUCCUCUGGCUCUGGCUCCAGCCCAGACUCCUGCAUGAGCACCAGCACCGGCUCCAGCAGCAGCGGCGGCGGCUACCUGUCGACAUCGCCGACCCUCUCCCGCCCGUCGCUGCCCAGCAGGGCCGUGGGCAUGUUGGUGGAUAUCUCUCCGUCGGUGAAGAACGGCCACCAGCGCGGCCACAGCAUGGAGAAGGCGGGACGCUCGUCCACGUCUGCCAAGAGCAGCAUUACCAAAAUCAACGGCAUGGUGCUGUUGUGUAAGGUGUGUGGAGAUGUCGCCUCGGGCUUCCACUACGGCGUCCAUGCAUGCGAGGGCUGCAAGGGCUUCUUCCGGAGAAGCAUCCAGCAGAACAUCCAGUACAAGAAGUGUCUUAAGAUGGAGAACUGCACCAUCAUGAGGAUCAACAGGAACCGCUGCCAGCAGUGUCGGUUCAAGAAAUGUCUGGCCGUCGGCAUGUCCAGAGAUGCUGUCCGAUUUGGCCGCAUCCCAAAGCGGGAAAAGCAGCGGAUGCUCCUGGAGAUGCAGAACGCCAUGAACAACAUGAUGAGCAACAACAGCCAGCUGCACAGCAUGCUGCACGGCCACCAGAGCCCGUCACUGCCCAUGGAGGCCAUGACCAGCGACGCCAGCUCCUCGGCCUCCUCCUCUUCCUCCUCUGCUUCCGAUUCCCCGUCGUGCUCAAACCCUUCCUCCCCACAAUGCCCCCAGGACUCCGAGUCUGUGGUUUCCAUGGACACCAACACCAGCUCGCCCUCCUCCUGCGCGUCGGACAGCGGCGAGGACGAGGCCGUCGUCAUGAUGGGCAGGCGGCACCAAGAUGCCUUCGCGUUUGGCCAGCAGCAGAGGUCACAGAGGCAGGGCCAGGCCUCGCCGUCGCCGGUUACCGUCGCCCUGGAGACGGGAUGCGACAGCCGCAUGGAGGAGCAGCAGGAGAGCUGGAACUGCUGGAACAACAAUGUGGUUGUGGGGGGUUACCAGCACGGCUCUCACAGUAACGGCCAACACGUCACCAACACUGCUUACAGAGAGGAGAGAGUUUACCAGCCGCAGCCUCAGCAGCAGCUCGGCAGCGCCCCUAGCUGUGAACCAUCAGACGACAGCCAAAGACAGCAUGGAUUGAACACACAAACUGCCUCAAGUGGUUACAAUGGACCAACCAACUGUAUGAGUCACAGAGCGCACCUGGUCUGCCCCAUGAACACGUCGCCGUACGUGGACCCUCGUAAACCGAGCCAGGAGAUCUGGGAGGAGUUCUCCAUGAGCUUCACCCCCGCCGUGCGGGAGGUGGUCGACUUCGCCAAGAGGAUCCCGGGCUUCCGCGACCUCCCCGAGCACGACCAAGUCAGCCUGCUGAAAGCCGGAACCUUCGAGGUGCUGAUGGUCCGAUUCGCCUCUCUGUUCAACGUGGCGGAGCGGACGGUGACCUUCCUGAGCGGCAAACGCUACAGCCUCGACACGCUGCGGUCGCUGGGCGCCGGCGAGCUGCUCAACUCCAUGUGCGAAUUCAGCGAAAAGCUGGCGGCGCUGCGACUCGACUCCGACGAAAUGAGCCUCUUCACCGCCGUGGUGCUCGUCUCAGCCGAUCGCUCAGGGAUCCAGGACCUAAACUCAGUCGAGGCCCUGCAGGACAAACUGAUCCGAGCACUGCGAAACCUGGUGAUGCAGAACCACGGCGACGAGUCCGCCACCACCUUCACCAAGCUGCUGCUCAAGCUUCCCGAGCUGCGUUCACUCAACAACAUGCACUCAGAGGAACUGCUCUCCUUCAAAGUUCACCCUUGAAAAGCUUCCUGAAGAGAGGUACACCUGUACCCCUCCACCUUAUCCACACAUCUCCACCUCCACCAGGACCUGCCUCUUUACUGUCCCCCCUCGUUCUCUGUAUUCGACCAACCCAGUUGCGUGUUUGUUUCUAGAAUGUAUUAAAAGUUAUUUUUUAUUCUAUUUUUGUUAAGUAGACCACGUGCGGUCUAAAGAGAGAGAGAGAGAGAAAUAUAAAACUGUACUGUAUUUAUAGAAGAGAUAGCUUACGCUUGUUGCACACAAACACACGCGAGUGCACGCGUGUGUGAGGUUUUUAGUCUUUGCAAAGUUGGAGGCGCUUUUCUAUUUUGAGAGAAAUAUGAGUACCAAACUGGCUUUAUGAUUCAGAGUAGGAAAAAAAAUAAAUAAAAAAUUAGUCGAUCCGAAAGCCAUUCGAUUCCAAAGUGUAUUCUCUGACGAGCGGGUGAAUGUGGGACACAGUAUAUUUACCGUACAUACUGCAUGUUUGUUUUGGUCCAAUAAUUUGACUGAUGCGCGUCAACAAGAAAGGCAAGCUAUCAGAAAAAAAAACGUAUUGAAGAAUGUGUGACGAUUGCUGCUAAUGCAUGGCUGUACUUAAUGCGAACAACUAUUGGAUCUUCUCCCCUCGCCUCAGAAAGCAUCAGUUCAUUGUAUCAGUGUGUAUAGUGUUGUUGUUGUUGUUGUUGUUGUUGUUGUUUUUUUUAAUUUAAUUUCUUUUUCUACGUUGUUCAAAUCGAUGUCAACCUGCCUGCACACUGUCUGGUGGUUUCUGGGGGAGUCGAUGACGCCGUUUUUCAGCAACACUACAUUUUGCACAUGUUCUGGAGCAGAAGAAAAAAAAACAAGUUAACACAAAAUCCACAGUGACGCGGCGUCGCGUGAAGGCUACGCGCAAAACGUAGUCGCGCACAAGUGUUUCUGCUGUUUCUGCUGACAUGAUGUUCUUCUUUUUUUUUUCGUCGUUGGUUUUAUUUUUUUAAAUCAAACUAUGUGUGCUUUCAGCAUCGCACUGAAUUGACACUUGUUUUUGUUAUCCAUUUCGUUGAAAUAUCAGUUUCUUUGACUGGCAACACUGCCAUCUGUAAAUAAAUAUAUAAAUAUAUAUAUAAAUAUAUAAAUAUCUGAUGAACAAAGAGAAUAAAUAUGAUAUAGUAUGAAUAAAUACAAGUGAAGAGUA